AUGAUCAGCUGCGGGGGUCACGUGACCUUGCAGCCCUGGAAGUUGGAGGAGCAACAUGCUGGCAGGCGGCGGCGGUUGGGUCUGGCUGCCCCUCCUGUGGCUGGUGGGGAGCCGGGCAGGGGAUCCCGCCGGGUAUAAGAGGAAGGUCUCCCUGGAGUAUAACCCUGGCUGGAACAGCUCUGCCGUGAACCUCCUGCAUGUCCGGGCGGUGGGUCUCAACGACACCAUCCAUUAUGUCUGGAGUACCAUCGGGGCACCCACUGUGUUGCUGGUCUACACAGGAAGCCAGAGCAGUCGUCUCCACGUCAACUGGACCCAGCUCCUCUCCCCAUCGCCCUCCGGAGCCAUCCAGGUCGAGCCAGCUGGAAGCGUUUUGUAUUCUAUGGCUGUCAUCUUUUCCAAGGUGUUUGAGUACAACGGCACAAAGACCUCGGAUCUCUCCAAAGCUAAUGCAAGCAGCUUCUACCCCACCUAUGACUUGGCCAACUUCACCUGGGACAGCCUCGAUGGCCGGCUGAAUGAGACUACUUUGACAGCGACGUUUCAGGGGGUUGGCCCCGACUCUGGGGGAACCUUCCGGAACGGAAGCAUCUCCUUCCAGGUGACGGCGUAUGAAGAGACCAGCCGCGACGGCCCGCUCCCGCGCCUCCUGCACACGGCCAACAGCUCCAAGGUGGACUUCGUCAUGCACGGGGUUGCUCCUCGGGGCAACCGCUCUCGCUUUGCGCUGGAGAUCGUCACCGUGGAGGAGAGAGGCGGGCAGAAGCAGUUGGAAUCCACCCGCUCGAUCGACGACGAGUAUACGCCGACCAUAUUCGAGAUGGCCCAGCUGGUUUCUGUCCCCCGCAACGACAGCACUGGCUUCAGCUUCCUCCAGUGGAAGACGGCAGCGUACAGCGCCUUGCAGCCCAAGCGGGAAGACACCGUCCACUGCGAGUAUUACCAGCUGGAGACGGAGAAUCGCACCGUUCCUCGGCCUAGCAUAGCCCACGCCUACUUUGGGGAGGAAUUGGAGGUCCACAACGGUGUGGCUGCCAUCAACAUCUCCUUCGGCAGUGAGGACAGCGAGGCCUACCAAGAGAAAAGCUACCUGAGCUGGUCUGCGCUGAUUGGCUUCGGCGAGCCCCCCAAGGACGGGUUCUCCCCCCUCGUGAUCGCGAUUCUUGCAGUGGGGCUGGGGACUCCAGUGCUGCUCCUGGUGGGGGGCAGCAUCACCGUCCUCGUCUCUCGGAAGAAGCCCUAUUCAGAGUACGAGCCCAUCAACUGAUUGUUGUCAGACCGGAAGUGGACAGUUGCCCUCGGCGGCUUGGCCAAACUGGCUCCUGGUAUCUUAACUCCAGAGGCGUUUCACGCAGCGGUUUCCUGGGCAUGUUUCUUCUGUUUCCUUCAGGGCAACUUCUCAGUGGCUUAAUUUAUCUCCUGGUGAAGAUGCUCUGGUCUGCUUACUAUGUUUGGGUACCCUCUGUAGAUGGAUGGUGCUACCUGGUGGGGCCACCUGCAUUGUCCCCCACCUGUAUUCUCUAGCGGAGGGAGAAGGGAUGUGCACCUCAAUAGUUCGGCUGCUUAUCAGGAUCACUCCCCAGAAGUUUUCCUUCCUACCACUUGAAAUUAUUGUCACUUGGAAGACUCUGCCGUGAUAUGUGCAGUUCUCAAUAUUCCAGAGGCACAAGGGUAUUUACAAUGGGACAGGGAAUAUGUGGACCAGCAGACAUACUUGGACUCCAGCUGCUGUCACCAUCCCUGAUCAAGGGCUGCUGGGAGUCGGAGUCUGUUGGCAUCUCGAGGGCUGCAACUUCCCGAUGCCUGGUUUACGGUGCCCAUUUCCCAAAGAGGGUUCUGUGGUUUUUCUUUUGCUGAGUGACGCCGGAGAGGCUGAAUUGUCUUUACAUUUCCCCCGCCAAACAGCCCAGCGAUAAGCUUUGGAGAGGGGGUAGUAUUUUGGGUCCUCAGUUGCCUCAGACAUUCACUUUUUUACCCUCUCGAAAGAUAACGGCGUCUUUGCAAUGCAUUGCUUCAUCAACAAUCUCUUGACCAGACCAGAUCUUCCCAAAGAUACGUUCUGCCUUUCAUUUUUUUAAAAAGCAUUGUCUUGUUUUCAACGGGUUACAUUUACGAAGUACUGUUUUUUCAACAACAACAAAAAUAUUGCUGAAAUGCCUCCUUUCUACAGUUGCAAACUUCUUUUCCAAUUGAGGCUCCUCUGUAUUUUUUUUUUAAGGGAACAAAGCUUUUCCCUGAUGGAGCCCUUCAGAGAUGGUGGAAGCUGCAGCUGUUUCUCUUGCUGUGCAAUAUAAUGAUGAUGGUGAUGGUGAUGGUGAUGAUGAUUUGAACAGCUAUAUCCUUUGGUUCUCUUUCCUCGUGAUACAGCUGUCAAAUUUGGGAAGGGAAGCUGACGACCCGUUUUGUCUUUCCCCCCACAAAAAGGGUAAGCCACUGUUGUUGUGUUUACAGGCUAAUGGCCAUGAAACAAAAGGGCAAAUUGCACUAUUGACGGUUAAGUAAUGCACCCUUUUCUUAUUCUGGAAGUUAGGGUAAGAAAACCAGGACACCCCAAAAUUGUAAAUUGUCGAAAUUGUUGAGGUCAAUUGUCAGAGGGCCGCUUGAAGAGCCAGUUCGGAAGCUCUCGUUUGAAGUGCGAAGGGCUUCCAUUUGGGCUGCGUCGACAUCUUUUGGGGGUUGGCAAGGGGAAGCCGAUUCUGAUUCUUUCUUUGGUGUGAAGCAUCACAGCACGGCCUAAGGCAAAUCUCCCCAACCUGGUGCCUUGUGGAUGUUGUUCAACCCAGCCAGCACGGCCAAUACUCAGGGACGAUGGGAAGUGUAGUUCAGCAGUAUCUGAAGGGCAGCAGGUUGGGGAAGGUAGGUCAUGGGGAGGGUUCGUUUGCAGAGGUUGUCGGGGGGGGGGCUUGUGCGUGCAUUUCCAGCUGCCACUUGUCUUUUGUGGACCAAUUAAAGAUUAUUUUGUUUUGGAAA
Molecule: messenger RNA, 2970 nt
Organism: Zootoca vivipara (common lizard)
Lineage: Eukaryota; Metazoa; Chordata; Lepidosauria; Squamata; Lacertidae
Source: RefSeq, a predicted model, not a curated record